AGUUGUGUGUUGACUUGUGUCCCCCAAAAAGAUAUGAUCAAGUCCUAAUCCCUGGUACUUGUGAUGUGACCUUAUUUGGAAAUAAGGUCUUUUCAGAUGUAAUUAAUUAAGAUGAGGUCAUAUUAUAUUAGGUGGGCACUUAAUCCAAUAUGACUUAUGUCCUUACAAGAAGAGGGACUUUUGGACACAGGGAUGGAGACGCAGACACAGGGAGAAGACAGCCAUGAGAAAACAGGCAGAGAUUGGGGCAAUGCUGCUACAGCCAGGGAGCUCCUGGGGCCACCAGAAUUUGGAAGAGGCCAGGAAGGAUUCUUCCCUAGAGGUUUUGGAGGGAGCAGGGCCCUGCUGAUCCCUUGAUUUUGGACUCUCAGCCUCCAGAACUGUGAGAGAAUAAAUUUCUUUUGUUUUAAGACACCCACUUGUGGAAAUUUGUUGAGGCAAUCCUAGGAAACUAAUACAUAUCUAUCUAUACUUAAUACACUACUUUAGAAUGUUCAGCUCUUUCAAAAGCACAAGGAAACAGCCUCUUGAAAAUGAGUUUUGGGAUAAUAUAAUGGUAGAAGUAUUUAGGCAAGAGAUUUUCACUAAAAAAAAAAAGUGAAGAUUCUAUAGAGUUGAAGUUGUGUGACCCUGAAGCCUUGGUUGGUAGGUUUUCUGCACAUGAAUGGGGCAACCUCAGCCAAGAUCCAGAGAGACCCAGAGAUCCAGCCCAGUGGGUCUCUCGUCAUCAUUCACCGUGCUAUUGACCCAUCUAUUUUUUUUUUAUUACAAAGCAUUCAGCUGAGGUGCCAAUACUUCAGAUGAUUAGGCAGUCUUUCCAGGAGAAAUUGGCAACUGUAGUGUCUGCCAAUACCUGUUAAUAACGCAAACUUCAGGGAUCACUGGUGAUGAAUAAGUGAGCCCAGUCUUUGGCAUGUAUAUAUCUGCUCUCCGUGGCUAUUUUGUGAACUGUGUAAAAACUAGGUCUUACACUUUGUGUUCUGUGUCUCUCGUAGCUAUACACAAGAAUUUCUCAACAAGUUGGCUGCCUUCUAGAACAGUUCGGUGUUGGCCCUAUUAAUGAAAAUAUUGACUUACUGGGAAAAUACAUCUUAUUCAGAGAAAAGAAUUAGUUUGACUGCCAGCGUGUUUUGACUGGGGUGGGGGUUUGGCUUAUUAUUUCCACUUUUAAUUUGUCCUCUGAAUAAUGUCAACAAGAAUAUUGCAUACUUGAGCCAAUUCUAUUAUGUACUUCCGGCUGCUGGUUUUCUUGCCCAACAUCCUUUCCCAAUACUAUGUUGCAUAAUGUAUUCAUGAGAAAAUAUAACUAGUUGGUAGCUGGCAGGGAUUUAGUAUAAAAGAUUUUCCAGUCAUACAACAUUUAAGAGUCUGAGUUUGCUUUUUAAAGAUUGCUAGAUUUUAGCUAUGAUUAUACCAUAUUUUCCAAAAAAUGUGGUGAUUUUUACUCUCCUAGUCCUCAGAGUUGGUGCUCUGGACACUUUUAUUGCCGCAGUAUAUGAGCACGCUGUGAUAUUACCAAACAGAACAGAAACACCCGUUUCAAAAGAUGAGGCUUUGCUCCUGAUGAACAAAAACAUAGAUGUUCUGGAGGAAGCAAUUAAGUUAGCUGCCAAGCAGGGUGCACAUAUCAUUGUGACUCCGGAAGAUGGAAUUUAUGGCUGGGACUUCACAAGGGAGACCAUUUACCCCUACCUGGAGGAUAUACCAGACCCAGGAGUGAACUGGAUUCCAUGCAGAGACCCCCAAAGGUUUGGCCAUGCUCCAGUACAAGCAAGGCUCAGCUGCCUGGCCAAGGACAACUCUAUCUACGUUGUGGCAAAUAUUGGGGACAAGAAACCCUGCAAUGCCAGUGACCCUCAGUGUCCCUGCGACGGCCGUUACCAAUACAACACUGAUGUGGUGUUCGACUCGGAGGGCAGGCUGGUGGCACGCUACCACAAGUACAAUCUUUUUGCACCUGAAACACAGUUUGAUUUCCCCAAAGAUUCGGAAGUUGUGACUUUCGAUACUCCAUUUGGAAAGUUUGGCGUCUUCACCUGCUUUGACAUUUUUUCGCAUGACCCGGCUGUGGUGGUGGUGGAUGAGCUUCAGGUUGACAGCGUCCUCUUACCCACGGCCUGGUACAACGCUCUGCCCCUCCUCUCGGCUGUGCCCUUCCAUUCGGCGUGGGCCAGGGCCCUACGAGUCAACCUGCUUGCUGCAAAUACCCACGACACCACCAUGCACAUGACUGGGAGUGGGAUCUACGCCCCGGAAGCGGUCAAGGUGUACCACUACGACAUGGAGACAGAGAGCGGCCAGCUGAUGCUGUCAGAGCUCAAGUCCCGGCCUCGCCGUGAGCCUGCCUACCCGGAGGCCGUUGACUGGCAUGCUUAUGCCAGCAGCGUCAAGCCAUUCUUGUCCGAACAGCCAGAUUUUCCAGGAAUCAUUUAUUUUGACGAGCUCACCUUCACCGAGCUUAAGAAAAAUACAGGAAAUUGCACAGUUUGCCAGAAAGACCUGUGUUGUCACUUAACUUACCGGAUGUCUGAGAAACGAGCAGAUGAGGUGUUUGUACUAGGCGCUUUCGAUGGACUGCACACAGUUGAAGGCCAAUAUUAUUUACAGAUAUGUACCUUACUGAAGUGUCAAACUACUGACUUGAGAACUUGUGGGGAGCCGGUGGGGUCAGCUUUUACCAAGUUUGAAGAAUUUUCUCUCAGUGGCACUUUUGGGACAAGUUAUGUUUUCCCCCAGCUUAUCCUAAGUGGGACUCAACUUGCCCCCGAAAGACAUUAUGAGGUUUCGAGAGAUGGUCGUCUGAAGAGCCGAAGUGGAGAUCCCCUGCCCAUCCUAGUUAUGGCCCUGUAUGGAAGAGUAUUCGAGAAAGACCCUCCUCGCUUAGGGCAGGGGCCCAGGAAGCACCAAUGUUCCCUUUUCCCAGAGCAAUUUCAGGAUUAGCCCGUCAAAGAGAGAAAGAGAGAAAGAAGAGGCCUUUGUGUCUGCUUAGAAUCGAUUAUCACAAACUUAUCGGAACAAAUGAAACUUCACAAGAUUUAAAAAGCAAUGGAUGUGAGUUUAAAUUUUGUUUCACACAUUUGAAAUAGCACAAGUUCAUUUAUGGGGGCUACAUUCCUCUUCCAUGUAUGUGUGUUUAAAUAUGCUUAUGUAUAAUGAAACAUGUGUGUGUAUUUACAUGGGAGGGCCCUAGAAAAAUCCUUUUCUGUUAACUGCUCCAAUGCAUGAAAACCUAGUUUCCAUGAUUUGUAAAUACUCUGAGUUAAGAUUCAGUUGGACUUUGGUGAACUUUCUAUAUGCCAAGUGUAUUUGAUUUGAUCCUUGUCAAUCAAUACACAGGAAAUCUUGAAAAGACAAUUGCAUCUUUAAAAGUAAUUAUGAAUAACAUUUUAGCUAUAAAUUAAAUUUAUUUAAAUUAAAUUAGCAAAUAACAGAAAAUUAAAAUUGCUCCACUAUCUUAUCAUAACCUGUUUGACUCUUGUGACUUAUUUUGAUGGAAAUUAGAUUCUUAGAUUGGAAAUAAAAUAAAUUAUCCCCUUUAGACUACACUGUUUCCUUUUUAAAUGAUGUUAUCCUGAAAUCUAUGCAAUCCUGUUUAAAGCUCUUGACAUUCGGGGGUUUGUUGCAGUAGAAAAUGCUCUUGGCCCGCCCCUGCCCUCAUCUUUGCAGGAUUCUUUCCCCGGGGCUAUGACUUUCGGAUCUGAGGAUGGUGCCUGUGAUGGAUUGAAUUGUGUACCCCAAGUUAGCCAUUGUUCCAGUUUACUAAUGUUGCCGGGAUGCAAAACACCAGAAAUGGAUUGGCUUUUAUAGAAGGGG
This is a messenger RNA of Choloepus didactylus (southern two-toed sloth), 3813 nucleotides long. RefSeq names its product vascular non-inflammatory molecule 3-like. NCBI's taxonomy places the organism in Eukaryota, Metazoa, Chordata, Mammalia, Pilosa, Megalonychidae. The transcript is spliced from 7 exons. Gene Ontology annotation, molecular function: hydrolase activity, acting on carbon-nitrogen (but not peptide) bonds, in linear amides. The coding region runs from base 1405 to 2940 and encodes 511 amino acids. The record is from RefSeq and is a predicted model, not a curated record.